Molecule: messenger RNA, 1703 nt
Organism: Maylandia zebra (zebra mbuna)
Lineage: Eukaryota; Metazoa; Chordata; Actinopteri; Cichliformes; Cichlidae
Product: N-acetyllactosaminide beta-1,3-N-acetylglucosaminyltransferase 3-like
Biological process (GO): poly-N-acetyllactosamine biosynthetic process; protein O-linked glycosylation
Cellular component (GO): Golgi membrane
Molecular function (GO): hexosyltransferase activity; UDP-glycosyltransferase activity
Source: RefSeq, a predicted model, not a curated record
UCACACAGCUAACUCAGCUAUCAGAGGAGACUUGGCCCUCACUUCGGUCAGACAAAAUGAUCAGGGCCGGCCACAUCGAAAUUGUUAUGCUCUUAGGAUCACUUCUCUCUAUUGUUUUUUUUCUUCAAUAUUAUAGCGACACUGAAAUGUUCCGCUCACCAAAACUUGUAAAAAUGUAUAACAAUUCCUAUAAAUACUCAUUCCCAAAAUGUGAACAAAACAUGGCUGCUGCCAGAAUCUCAGGCUUCGAUGGUUUCCCUGAUAUACUUAAAGACUUUCUUUACUAUCGUCACUGUCGCUAUUUUCCCAUGAUUCUGGACCUUCCUGACAAAUGCGGAGGCAUCGAAGAACCUGAAGACAUCUUCCUUCUGCUUGUAAUUAAAAGCUCCCCCAUGCAUUAUGAACGACGUGAAGUGCUGCGAAAAACCUGGGCUCAAGAGAGGUCAUACAAAGGUUUGCGGAUUCGAAGGAUUUUCAUCCUUGGAACAAUGGGUAAUGACUUUGAGAAAGAGCGAUUGAACAAACUCCUCAAAACAGAGCACCAGGAACACAAUGACAUCCUCCAAUGGGACUUUCAAGAUACAUUUUUUAAUCUCACUUUAAAGCAGGUUCUAUUCCUCAAAUGGAUGAAAAGGAACUGUCAACAAGUUAAUUUUUUGCUAAAUGGUGAUGAUGACGUUUUUGCCAAUACGGACAAUAUUGUGGACUACCUCCAUGGUCGCCGUGAAAAUAAUGGAAGCCAGCAUCUGUUUACUGGUUUUCUGAUAAAGAAUGGAUUUCCUGUAAGAUGGGACAGGAGCAAGUAUUUUGUUCCAUCUCAAGUAUAUGAAAAAAAUGUUUACCCCAACUAUUGUGGUGGUGGGGGCUUUCUUUUGUCCAGCUUUACAGCUUUAAUGAUACAUAGCUAUUCCAAUGCCAUUCCACUUUUUCCUAUUGAUGACGUUUACAUGGGAAUGUGCCUGGAAAAAGCAAAACUGGCACCAGCACCUCAUAUCGGUAUAAAGACAUUCGGAUGGUACAUUCCCUCCAAAAAAAUAGAUCAAUAUGAUCCUUGCUAUUUUAAAGAUUACCUCUUGGUACACCAAUUCUUUCCUAAUAAUAUGUACCUUAUGUGGCAUCAAAUAAAUGACCCUAAUCUGAAAUGUGGUGUCACAAAUUCGACUAGGACGAUCCAAACUUAAACUUACGGUUAGUGAUAUUGCAUUUUAUGACUUUAAGUCACAGCAAUCAUUGAAUUAUGUAAAAGUUUUAAACUGAUAUAUCACGUUUGCCCAUAUAGACAGUCAAAUGUGAAUUGAGUUGAGGUAAGUCUUCAGAUUGGGAGGUAAUCUCCAGCUUUUGAAUAUAGUCUAAGGGUCGAAAGUGUUUGUCAUGUUUUCAUAUGUUGCAGGUAAUCCACAAACACAGUUAUGUUCACUGCGAGUAGGCCAAAUUCAAGAAAGUGGGUUGGUGCUCGGGGGCACUAGUAUUUGAAGUAUUCAUCUGAAGUAUUAAUUAAUUACUUUUCCUGCUUUAACUGUGACUAGGGAUGCACUAUUAUUUAACCAGUAAUGACAUUUGAGGUCAGAGUGAAAAAAAAUGCACUUAUUGAAGGCAACUUGUGAUUUUUAUCUGUUUGUAACGUUAAUGCAGUGUAGAAUUGAAAUACUUUUUAGUUAUUUGUUUGUAGUUGUUUUGUUUAAAGUAGGGGUUUGUUUGUUUCA